Molecule: messenger RNA, 10418 nt
Organism: Porites evermanni
Lineage: Eukaryota; Metazoa; Cnidaria; Anthozoa; Scleractinia; Poritidae
Source: the annotation of a GenBank genome assembly
CUCAAAUCCAAGAUGGCGGACGACAGUAAAUCGGUGAGUUCCGAAGCAAUAUUGUUUUUUGACUUUUUUCUUGGAAUUUUUUGCAUUUGUAGUAGAGCAUAAUUUGUUAUAGUUUUUUUCCGGGUAAUAGUCGGAAGAGUUUAUUCGUAAUUUAAAAAAACACCUCUUUAAGUCGAAGCUACAACUUGUUGGGCUUGUAGGACUGUCAACUGACUGGAAAGUUUUCACCUCCUCUCUUGGUUGCCACAAGUUUUUCUUGGAAUCCUCAAAACCGUUUUGACCAUUAUCCUGUUAGCUACAGUAUUUCAAACGUCUUGUAAGCUUGUUCUCAAGUGCACACUUACAAUAUUUCAGGGCUGUGCUGUCAAACCCCAACGUCUUCAAAUGUUGAGAAUUGAUAGGAUGAUACACAACUGUAGAUGACGUCAUAACGCAUGGUAUAUGACAUCAUUUGUGUAAAAAAAUACUCAUUGACCCGGUUGUCACAAAUUUGCGAUGACACAAAGUGCAUGAAAAAGAUGUUGUUGGCAUUGUUACAUUUGAGCUGAUUGGUUUACUUUUUACCAAUCACAUUAUUAUUACAAUGGCGUGUCAGGGUGUACAAGAAAACGUUCAGUGUUUACAUUAAAAUAGCUCAAACAAUGCAAAAUAUUUGAAAUUCAGCCUGUGAACAGAGAGCCUGGCUAUUUGAAAUUUUAUUGUCGGAAAGUCUACCAAAGAAAUGGCAAACAUCGGGGAUUAUCUGGGAGAUUUCAUACUCUAAUCUGGAGACCAGGAGAUACAGUCCAAAAUCUGGAAUCUCCCGGAUUAUCCAGGAGAGUUGACAGCACUGAUAAUUGGAUGCUAUUUGAACUUUAAAAUGUAGCACAUGUACAUGUACUUCACUGUUAUUAUUACUAGCAUCAAUCUUUUUUUGCUGUGUUGAAAGGGAAUUACUGUUCAGGGAUGGAACUAGAUGGCCUUAAUGCAGAGAUGCCAACCUCUGGAACUCUAAAGUCUAGAGAAUGUUUCUUUUGCAGUACCACCCCCCGCCUCCCCCCACCUAAUUAGUAACCUACUCUUCACCGGAUUCACUCAUAAAUCAACCCAGUCAUGACAUCUGUCAACAGUUGCCUCCAUUUCAGUGAUGACGAUGCACGAAUAUGCUGCUAACUUUAAAAUAAAAUAAGUUUUGGAUUUUGAGAAAAUCAUGGGCUAAAUUCCAUACAAUACAGUACAAUCAAACUCAAAAGAUAUUUUUAUCCAGGAGAGAUUUCUGAAAACUCACAGCUAAUAUUGGAGAGUUGGCUUGUCUCAAUAGGGUGAUGACAUGUAACAUUUAGAUAUUGUACAGCAACCACUUAAUUUCUUUCUGUUACAUUUCGUUGACAUUUGAUUUGUAUUGUUUUUUGUCUAAAUACCUUAAAAACAAGGAAGGAACAGAGGAUGGCAUCAAAUCUCAUCUUGAAGAAACAGCAGAUGAGUUUUUGAUCAGACCAGUAAGUGGUAAAAAUGAUAAUUUUAACACAGUAUAUGGUUAACGAUUCCAGCUGUUGUUUGGGAAAUGAGCCUGUGAAUACAUUAAACAGGACUUUUCCAGCAAGUUUAAAUCUUGAACAUCCUUCUGCAUUAUAUGGAACCUGUCCCUCUGGUUGCUAAAAGGGUUUAAAAAAAGACAUUAAAAUACGCCAUAAUUUUCUUCAAUCUGCCGAUGGUACAUCUGUAGCAAAGACAGCACUUACAAAGAUCAUGCUAAUAGUUUUUCUUUAUUUCUUGUCAGGCUUUUGUUGAGCAUGUAAAUAUUGAAGGUUAUUGGAGAACAAAGAAGGAUAUUUUAGUUCCUGGAAUCAAACGAAUCCUAGAGGCCACUAAUUUCCGUGAGGUAUUAAAUUUAAUGAUACUCUAAGCAGAAUACUGUUCUCAUGAACUUCAAGAUAAAUAUGAAUUCACAUAAAAGUAGUGUCAGAGUUGAUUAUGGCAUUUUUUUUAAACCAUUUCUCAUAUUUGCUUUUGCCAUGGUCACAAUUGCAAUUUCUGUGUAACCAUCAUUUUAUGCUUCGACUUCACUUCUCACCAAUUUGAACUCUACCCCUCUUUUACAUGUAGCCUACUAUGCUCCCCCUGUACCUCUAGCUUUCCCACUGUAACUUAUCUACCGGGCGACUGGACAAACAGACUGGAAGGAUGGACGGAGUGACUAGACAGACCAGCCACGGUGAAAAUAAUCCUUUAAAACUUACGUAAUUUUUGAAUUAUAUUUCCUAGCAUCUUUGCAAAAUGUUUGCACUAAAUAUAUAAUUAUAUUAUAACUUUUUCAGCUUAUAGCACUUGCUUUUGAGGCAAAAGAGAACCUAAAGAAUCUUGGAGUCUUUAAUGAAAUUGAUUUAAUGAUUGACACAAGCUCAGGUGAAGAAUUGAGGACUUCUGCAUUAUAUUUUGUUUUCUUAAAAGAGGUAUUUCAGCUUGAUGGUUGUCUAUGAAAAAGUUACUUUCUUCAUUAUAAGUACUCUAGAGUUCUUAUGUUUUUAAACAGUACACAACCAUCAAAAAAUUUAAUAUUGCGUUUAUGUGACACUGAAAAUAACAAAUAUGAAAUUUUUUGCAAAAAAGGAGUGAACUUUUGUAGCGAGAAAUUUUCAUUUGUUUAGCUUGUAAUUUUUAAAUAUUUCAUUUCAUUAUAUUGACUUUUUCUUGUGAGCAUCAUUCACUAGAGGGAGAAGGAGAAGUUUGAGAUGCCUUGAAGCUGCUGUCCCAUUUACAAAAUUAAAUAAAUAUCUCUCCACCUGGUAUCUUUAUAGUAAUGUUACAGGAUGCCCUAAGGGUGUCCCAUCUCCACACAAUGUAUCUAACAUUCCAAUUAAAUGGCAGAUAUAUCUCAAACCCAUUUCAAAUUCAAAGGUUGUAGAACUGGAUAUCUAAAUACACUGACCAUUUUUUGAAAAUCUGAACUCUCAUAUAUUUUUUUUUUUUUGUAAUUUUUAAAUGUAAGUGUCCUAAACAGCCCUUGAAAGCUAAAACUCAAAGCAUUGUUCCCGACGUCAAGCACUUAUUGAAAAAAUUGCAAUAGGGAUAAUGAUUUGUGAAGUAAUAAUUAUAAUUUUGUUGAAGGCCCUUCUGCACGUCCUAAUGGGUAUGAUGUCACAUUUCAAGUCCAAGAAAAGAGAUUUCUAACCAGCAGCUCAGGAACACAAAUUGGUAACAAUGAAGGAAACAUGGUAGGCAUAAAAAUAAAAUAAAUACACUGUAUUUAUAAUGUUGUUAAAUUGGAGUGGCAUGCAUUUUAUGCAUCCCGUUGGUGGACAGGUAUGACAGUUUUUUCUUUCUUAGAAUUUGUAGUGGCAUGCCACAUAGUGACUCUUAGUAGGAUCUUUGUAGAGGGAAUCUGUGAAGAAGGACAAAAAACCCCUUAGACCUCACUUGUGCAAGGAUGAGGGUCAAUCUUGCAGAUAUUAACAGAGACUACAUGGCUAAAAUUGGUCUAAUUUUUAACAUUAGAAUAAAGUAAAAUUUUCAGUAAAGAAAGGUUAGGUUUUCUAAAUCCGAUGAAAUAUUCUAAAAUAAGUCACCAGUUAUCUGUUUAUCCGCUGAUAUCCAACAUCUGAUUUGGUAACGUACAUGUAAAUUGUACUUUAAGGGAACAGUGGGUUGUAACAUGACAUGUCUUAAUAAUUAUUUGCAGUUGUUUGGAAUGCAGCUCAACAAUGUUUUUGGCAGAGCAGAACAGGUGAAGGCAGAUCUGUCAUUUGGUACNAGUUAUCUGUUUAUCCGCUGAUAUCCAACAUCUGAUUUGGUAACGUACAUGUAAAUUGUACUUUAAGGGAACAGUGGGUUGUAACAUGACAUGUCUUAAUAAUUAUUUGCAGUUGUUUGGAAUGCAGCUCAACAAUGUUUUUGGCAGAGCAGAACAGGUGAAGGCAGAUCUGUCAUUUGGUACAAGAACAAGGAUGUCUUAUCAAGUGAGCAUAUGAAUAUUUUAUUUCAAUAAUACUUCUGUUGUCUAAACUUUUUGAGAGACACAACACUGCUGUGUACGUCAUUACCUACUUUGUACACCUAAGUUAUUCUGAGAAUUAAAAAAGACAACUUCUCCAUUGGAGUACUAAACCUUGAGAAGGAAGUUUUGAUUAAAGGAGUCUAUGUAUCCCACACAAUGUCAUAUCCCGCAUGUAACAUGCAGCUUAAAUAACACUGAUAAUAAUGUAUUGUUAAGCAGUCUAUCGUAAAACUAAAUCUGAACUUUCCUUCUUUCAGCUGUCAUUCUUUAAGCCUGCUCCAGGGAAACCAGAAAAAAGGUAUGUCCUUUUCUGUUUGUUUGUGUGAAACAAACACAGUUGAAUUUUACCCUUAUGGACAUCAAUGCAGACACACACAAGAGUCAGGAAAAGACACCUCAUUUAUUUGAUAGCUACAGCUCACUGUAUGGUCGGGAUAAACAACAACAACAACAACAAAAACAAAAUAAAAACACUUUCCAUACAUGACACUGUCCAACAAAUUACUGUACAAGUACCUUGUAAUUUGCAAUAUAAAACAAAUAUUCUGUUAGAAAAUUAAGACGUGAUUUUCUUGAUUAGCAGGCACUGGAAAUACUAUUCUUAAAAUUGGAAUCAGUUUGCAAAAUCCCAAAAUAAUUUCACAGCUGAAUUCUGAAUGACUUUGUAAUUACAGACUUCUGCUCCGACGAUUUCUUUGAAAUUUGGCCGGCAUACUUUUUAUAUUACUAAAAGCUGAUCGGUAAAAAAAAAUCAGGAAUAUUUUUCAUUAGCUGAAAUUUUCUUUAAAAAGUAGGGUCCACUAAAGUGCUAAUUUUGUUAAAGGAAAACUACUAGUAAAACCGAAAAGUUAUGACACAAAGUUUGUCAUCGUGCAUUACACCUGUUAAAAAAACAAAGCCACCUUUUGUUUAAAAUUCUAGGAAGUGACUGAGUUUCUUCCGACUCAGAAUAAUUUUAACAAAAAAAUGUUUUUUAGUUUCACUUUUGCAGCCCAAAAAUCAACAACAGAUGUACCAAUGUGUUCUUACCAAGAGGCAACUCAAGGACUUGUCAUGGAUUUUCAGGUAACUUGUAACCACCAGAACCAGCAGAAAUUUAAUAGUCUUCUUUUUCCCAUCUUGUUCACAUGGUAGGGAGCUAAGCAUAAAUUCCUCGCCAUUUUUUUCUGCUCUUUUCUCUUUGUGCUAUCCCAACUGUACAAAUGCCCAAAAAGAACGCCUAGAAGCUUGUGUACAGCAUCUUCACCAUCUGCAUUCCUUUUCCUUCAAAAAUUGUCUUGUAAAAAGUGUUACAUGUAUGUGGGUCUAGUAGCCCGAAGCUCUCUGCCUUGGAAUGGUUCCAGUGUUGUUGAUUUGAAGAAUGCUGUAAAAAAAGGAGAAAACACAGGGGGACUCAAAUGAUAUUUUUCUUUUUAUUUCAGUUUCCUUCUGUCAUUGGACAGCACUCUUUUUCAUGGGAAGGAAUGUGGCGUGAGGUAACAGAGUUGUCUAAAAAUGCUUCCUUUGCUGUUCGGGAACAAGCUGGUCAUUCACUGAAGAGUUCACUCAAGGUAAUAACUUGUUUUUAUUGAAGCGGUGUAACAGGGGCUGGGGGUUAUAUUUCUUACAACUUUUAUUUUCACAUGUGCCUUGGUUGUCUCCAAUCGGCAACAAACUUAGUUGAGACACUUAGCCCUUAAGAGCCUCUCUGGCAUUUUGCCAACUUAAAAAAAAAAAGAAAAUAAAGCUUUCUAUUCCCUACGCCCUCCAUGCAAUGUUGUGCUGCUGUUCCAGCUACCUUUAGAAAACAACAGACACCCCAGCUUUGAAUGCAGGGAGGAGGGGAUGGGUUUGGGUUGUUUUGUUCUCCCAAGUUACCACAUUUGAGGAGAGUGUCUCGACAAUCCUUUAUAUGGGGUCAGUUUUCUUUCUGUCGUCUUCUAGGCGACAACUGGAAGUAAGUAAGUAAGUAGUAACGUAAGUAUAAAACAAAGCAAAAGAAAUGGAAUUCACUAAGAAUAAGAUUGAACCAAUUAUUUGCUUACAUUUUUUUCAGCACACAGUUGUAAUGGACAAAAGGGAUAACUUAACUUUUCCAACUGAAGGGUAUUUUCUAAAACUCUCUCAGGUUUGUGCAAUGCUUAUAUAUUUCUUAAGGUUCUCAAACAUGUAGGUAAAGUGCAAGGGGAGUAAGGGUGGCGCAGUGCUGAGAACACUUGCCUCCCAUCAGUGUGGUCCAUGUUCAAAUCCCGAUGUUGACGCCUUAUGUGGGUUGAGUUUGUUGUUGGUUCUCAGUCCUUUGCUCUGAGACGUUUUUCCCUGGGUACUCGGGUUUUCCACUCUUCUCAACUAACCAAUAUUUCCAAAUUCCAAUUGGACCAGGAAUCAGGUAGACGAAGGACCACUUAGUGGAUGUGUUACCUCUAAUUCGUUAAUUAUUGAUUAUUUAUUUAUUUAAGUGCAUUGUAAAUUGUAACUUGUAACUUGUUUACCCACGGACCACUUAGAAGUUCUUUUAAGAACGUGUCUGUACUUUCCAGACCAAAUUGGAGUUUGAAAGUGUUGGUUUUUGAGGUGCAUGGAAAACCAGAGUACCUGGAGAAAAGCUUCUUGGAGUGAGGGUCUGAGAACCAACAACAAGCAAUGUAUAGUCAUGUAUGGAGUCAGUGCCGGGAUUUGAAGCCAGGCAACAUUGGUGGGAAGCGGGGGAUGCUCUCACCACUGUGCCAUUUUUGCUCAUUUGAAAGUGCAGUCAGUAUAGCAUUCAUCUCUAAUUCUCCAUUUUCAAUUUCACCUUUCAGGAAUUAGCUGGAUUAGGAGGGGAUGUAAGGUUCUUUAAAAACAGCUUGGAAUACCAACAAAAUGUGGAAGUUCUCAAAGAUGUGGUAAGUGUGGGCUGUUUUGCCAAACGACGAUCUUGUGCGAUAUGUUAAAAGGGCUUCAAAGAGACUAUGUCAAGGCUAAAUACAAUUUUGUAGGCUCGUUCAAGAAGCCAACUGCACAAUGACUGCCAGUUGACACCCAGUCCCAUUUGUUCAAACUGUGGAUAGUACUUUCCUCCGGAUAAAUUACUUAUCUUAACUCCCCCACCCCCACCCCCCAGUAAAAGGCUCAUUUACCCUGCAAAUAAUAGAAAAAAACGUCCGAUUUUAACCCCCUCCGUUAUACAAGCCCCCCAUCCAAAUAUAUUGAAAAGAAUUCGACUUAUUACGACGUUUUAACCCUUCAUUAAAAACCAGUAAAUGUAAAAGCUAUUUUGAUAAGCACUGUUGUAGCUUGUUUCGAAAUGCCUUUUUUAUUUCGUGUUAAGCACCCGCGGAUAUAAGCCCUUAACCCGCGGAUAUAAGCCCUUAACCCGCGGAUAUAAGCCCUUAUAAGCCCUUACCCGUUUAUAAGCCCUCCUAAAACCCCUUACGAAGAUGAAUACCCCCAGGGCUUAUCAGCGGCAGUUUACGGUUUGUAUAUCUAACUAUUGGUUUUGGGAGAAAAUGUUCUCCUUUGUGAGAGAUUUGAGCUACUUAGAGGCCAAUAUUGUUUUGUUUCUGAAAUAAAAGAGGGAGAAAUCCUCGCGAUAUAGGAUCCUGUUUUUCAUUGGUGUAGUUCAAGGUUAAGGUUAAAGCCCAGUGUUUGUUUUGUAUUGCGUAGAUAUUAUCCUGGACUUUUCAAGGUGGAAAUCUCCGUCCACUGUUUGGUGCGCCUUCUCUAAUAAAUGACAGGUUAGUUUACUGCAUUUUCCUCUGCACCCGUGUUUCUGACCAGUCCAAACCCUAAGACCAGCAUGCGUACUUUCAAAGGUCCACAUUACGCAUGGAUUGAUUUAUUCCAUAGGUUCACCACGACAACUAUAGUUUGUUGCUACGACCACUCACAUGCGCUAAAGGUUUUUUUUUUUUUGCAUCCGCAAAAAGGUAGUUGUUGGUAUUAACUUUGUUCGGAAAUCAUGUCCGACCACAGUAAAUGCUGAAUUGCUGGUAUACUUGAACAAUCAGAACCUUUGUUUACUUGCUGAUCAUUUGCUUCAUUCUCACGACCUUUAUGAUACAUCAAGCAGUGUUAUUGUAAGGAGUAACUGGCUUUUCCCACUCUUUAUAACGGACAGUUGACCCCGCCAACCACUUUGUUAAUGCGGCCACUUUUCUGUUGCCCGAAAAAAGUCAUUCAUUUCUUUUUUCGACGAAAUACCACCUUCUGGAGUAAUCAUUUGUUAUUUCUUUCACGAUUCAAAUGCCUCGUGAGGAUAAGUAGAGCAAUCAACUUGACUGACAAACAUAAAAGCUAAUUAAGUCGUCCAAACGGCAUAAAUGACAGUUUAUAGCAGGCACAUUGAUAAUCAGAAUCAAAUUUUAUUUACCAUGACGUCAUUAUAAAAUGCUUAGUAUCACAGUGUGCUACUUUCCCUUUAGCCGGGGACCAGGUUCUUCGGUGGGGAAAAGCUAAAGAAAGUGGUAAAUAGCGCAAAGCGAGCCGAGCGGGAGACUGAAAAGUGGGAAGGGCGGAGACAUGUUCCGGGCCUGCCUUUUCCCUGCCCCUCCUCAGCCCCCCGCGCGGUUUGCCUCUUUCUUCGCUUUCACUUCGUUAUUUUGUUCCUUUCCCCCCGCCCCACCUCCUCCCCUAGGGGAGCCUGGUUUCAGGUUACUUCGCGGUUAAAACGACCACUCCUCCCUCUCCUGCAGGGACCACCCCCGUUAUACAACCUCGUUUGGUUUCACGGCAAAUAAGAAAGGGAAGCCAUGGUCCUCUUUACUUCAUUUCUGUUCUUUCUCCAUUUCCCUACAGAUUUUUUCUCGGUGGUCCAUUGUCCGUGAGAGGUUUUAACUUUAAAGGGAUUGGGCCGAGAAGUGGUGGUAAGAUUCAAGUUAGAGUUUUUAAAAUUAGAACUAAGUUUGUUUGCCCCACCCCGCUCACUAACCAUUCCUCCUACAAACAGUUUGUCUUUUUUCUCAUACUCCACGUAUAGUCCUUCUGACAAAACAUGUCUCCAGGGACUGCACGCUUUUCAUCAUGGUAAUGUUUAUGUGAAACUCUUUUUCUAGUGGUCCAUAUUGUGUAUUCGUGCAGCUUUGUGUUAUCUGAACGUUCUUCUUGGUCUGAUUAUUUUAUUUCCAAGAUGAUUCGCUGGGCGCGGAUACUUACUGGGCAGCAGGCCUCCAUCUGUACACUCCUUUACCGUUUAGGCCUGGACGAGGUGGCCUGGGUGACCGUAUCAAGACGCAUUUGUUUCUUAACAGUGGCAAUCUGAUCUCAUUAAACACAAGUAUGUUAUGGAUUUUAUUGAGUAGAAGUGUAUGCAGUGUUAUGUUAUGUCAUAGUAUAAAGGUGUGGCCAGUCUCAGUAGGUACGUGGUGUAUCUUGGUGUAUGGGUUUUUUAGUCUAUAGGCGAAAUUCUUUGUGCCAUUGUGAUUCACGUCACGUGGUCAGGCCGAGUGAAGUAGUGAGGCCCCGUUUCAGAUGCGUCAUCAAACUGGGAAAGUGCUCUAAGAGACUAGACGAAUGUAUGGGAAUAUAUAUUGUACUCAUGCCUAGUGUAUUAUACUGAUACAACUUUAUUCACCAUAUCAUAUGAUACUUUAUUUCUCGAUACAAUUUGUGUUCGCAUGACGUAGCUAUUUGAUACACCCUUGCUCAUGUUUUUACUCGUAAAAAGAGUUAUCCCUCCCCUGACUGGAGUUCUUGAGCUGAAUCGCCACUUUUAGGUUUGAUGAAAUGCACAGUAAUUGCUGUUUUUGUUUAUUUAGAGAAAAUCAAACUUUCUUUUCAGACGUUCCCUGGCGGAACAGACUUUAUGCGUUAAGAGAAAAAGUCCGCUGGUCAUGUGGAGCCGGGCUUGUGUUUUUGUUGGGGAUCGCAAGAAUAGAAUUAAAUUAUUGUAUUCCAUUUGGUGCUCAAAGUUCAGACAGGUAUUGACGCAAUUUAAUUCCUUUGUGUCUAUUUUACUUAAGAUUUUCCUGGUAGUAAGCUUAUUUGAGAGUUUUUUUAAUACCAAAUCAUGUAUUAAUAAGUGCAUAUUUUUUUUCAGUGUAAAUCAUGGAAUUCAAGUUGGAGUUGGAAUCAACUUCCUUUAAAGAACCCUUUAUCUUUUAAGAACAUUAGACACUUAACACUGUCUAUGUCUAACUGCGUCACUAGCAAUAGCCUGCGAACAGGCUCUUUCGGAGGCUUUGGAGGUGGGAAAUGGAGCACUUUUUCUCCCCCACCCUCACAGCCCCCUAAAGAGCCUGCUCGCAGGCUACGCUAGCAACCAGGCACAAGAUUUAUUUUUGCAUCUGUUAUAAGUGAAACUGUGGAACUAAACCAAGAAUCACCCUGAUAACAUGGUGCCAAAGGUCGCGGAAGUGUUUAGAAGGGAAAAAAAAAACAACUUCUAAACUGUUGUAACAAAUUUUAAAGGAACAACGAUACCUAUGUAGUGCUACGCGCACUGAUCACAGGACACUAACGUCAUUCCAAAUAAUAAAUAAUGGCCAGG